AUGUUUAAAGUGGGGUAUGGUGGGAAAGAGUCUACAAUUUUGAAGAAAGAUCACAAUCUGAUACUUUUCCUUUGUUUCUGUAAAUUUUUUGCUAGGUCCAAAAUUGGAGAUUACUCACACCCUAAAUUGGUAAAGAAAAAUUUUUUCUGGACUAAAAAAAUUACACUUUAUCUGAUUGAUAUAGCCUUAUCAUACCACGUGAAGCCAAUGAAAAAAUUAGGAAUUACAUUAGGUUUAGGUGUUGAUAUUAUCAAUUCAUCAAGAUUUCAACGAUUAUUAACUUCCAAAACAACAUCUUUUUCCCAAAGAUUAUCGAAAAGAAUAUUACAUCCCAAACAUGAACUACCUCGAUUUGAAUCAAUGACUAAUCUGCGGCAAGUACAAUUCCUAACUGGAUCAUGGGCAGCUAAAGAAGCUGUUUUUAAGACAUUAGACAUUGAAGAUCAAAAAAAGUUUAGUUUUAAUCAAUGGUAUCGAUAUCAUGACCCAAACGGGAAACCAUUUAUUUGGAAUGAUAACUAUGGGCUCCGAGAUGAGGAAUUUCAUCUAAGCAUUUCUCACGAUGAUUCUCUUAUCAUUGCAACUGUUCUACGACAAAGAGUAAUAGAUCUACUGUAA
This is a messenger RNA of Candida tropicalis MYA-3404, 618 nucleotides long. It is a transcript of the gene PPT2, whose product is annotated as holo-[acyl-carrier-protein] synthase. Lineage: Eukaryota; Fungi; Ascomycota; Pichiomycetes; Serinales; Debaryomycetaceae. Gene Ontology annotation, molecular function: magnesium ion binding; holo-[acyl-carrier-protein] synthase activity. The record is from RefSeq and is a predicted model, not a curated record. The transcript has a single exon. Bases 1 to 618 code for a protein of 205 amino acids. Gene Ontology annotation, biological process: fatty acid biosynthetic process.